Molecule: messenger RNA, 390 nt
Organism: Cyphellophora europaea CBS 101466
Lineage: Eukaryota; Fungi; Ascomycota; Eurotiomycetes; Chaetothyriales; Cyphellophoraceae
Exons: 2
Coding region: 1-390 (129 amino acids)
Source: RefSeq, a predicted model, not a curated record
AUGGCGUGGUACUCGAUCCUGCCGCCGCAGCUCGAGUUCAUCGAGCGCUGGGUCAUCCGCAUCUGCCUCGUCCUGGCCAUCAUCAACCUCGCCCCGUGGGUCAUUGCCAUACUCUACGAUCUCCUGCUCUACAUCGGCCGGCGUCUGUGGCAUGAAAUGCCCAUCUGGGGUGGUCGAGCACGUGGGGAUGCGAGGCCGAGGGCACCCUCGCUUCGCGACCGGCCUCGUCGGUUUAGUCUGGUUGAGUUGAUGGGAGGGGGGGAUGGUGGGAGUGGGUCUAAAGAGGAGAUGAGUGUGGAUGAGCUGAGACGGCGGCACAAGACUCAUGUGAGGAAUACGAGUGCGGCGAGUGUGGGUAUUGAGGAGGAGCCUUUUGAGGCGUUGCGGUGA